Molecule: messenger RNA, 1719 nt
Organism: Saccharomycodes ludwigii
Lineage: Eukaryota; Fungi; Ascomycota; Saccharomycetes; Saccharomycodales; Saccharomycodaceae
Gene: HSP60
Product: chaperone ATPase HSP60
Exons: 1
Coding region: 1-1719 (572 amino acids)
Biological process (GO): protein import into mitochondrial intermembrane space; protein refolding; apoptotic mitochondrial changes
Cellular component (GO): mitochondrial matrix; mitochondrial inner membrane
Molecular function (GO): ATP binding; ATP-dependent protein folding chaperone; protein-folding chaperone binding
Source: RefSeq, a predicted model, not a curated record
AUGUUAAGAAGAACAAUCAUCCGUAAUCAACAAGCCACAACAAGAAUCCUUGCUCGUCGUUUUUACUCUCAUAAGGAGUUGAAAUUCGGCAUUGAAGGGAGAGCUGCUCUAUUGAAGGGUGUCGAAACUUUAGCGGAUGCAGUCUCUGCAACAUUGGGACCAAAAGGUCGUAACGUACUAAUUGAACAACCAUUUGGUGCUCCAAAGAUCACCAAAGAUGGUGUAACUGUAGCUAAGUCUAUUACUUUGCAAGACAAAUUUGAAAACAUGGGCGCCAAAUUAUUACAAGAGGUUGCUGGGAAAACUAAUGAGGCCGCUGGUGAUGGUACUACUUCUGCUACCGUUUUGGGUAAGGCUAUUUUCACCGAAUCCGUUAAGAAUGUAGCUGCCGGUUGCAAUCCAAUGGAUUUGAGAAAGGGCACCCAGGCUGCUGUUGAAAAAGUUAUUGAAUUUUUGAGUUCCAAGAAGAAGGAAAUCACUACCUCCGCCGAAAUUGCGCAAGUUGCCACUAUUUCUGCUAACGGUGAUGCUCAUGUUGGUAAGCUAUUGGCCAGCGCCAUGGAAAAGGUUGGUAAGGAAGGUGUCAUUACCAUUAAGGAGGGUAAGACUAUGGAAGAUGAGUUGGAAAUUACUGAGGGUAUGAGAUUUGAUCGUGGUUAUAUUUCUCCAUAUUUCAUUACCGAUACUAAGCAUGCCAAAGUCGAGUUUGAAAAGCCAUUAAUAUUGUUGAGCGAAAAGAAGAUUUCCUCUAUUCAAGAUAUAAUCCCCUCCUUAGAGAUCUCCAAUCAAACCAGAAGACCAUUGGUCAUCAUUGCUGAAGAUAUUGAUGGUGAAGCUUUGGCUGCUUGUAUUUUGAACAAGCUAAGAGGUCAAGUUAAAGUUUGUGCCAUUAAGGCUCCAGGCUUUGGUGAUAAUAGAAAGAACACUUUAGGCGACAUUGCUGUUUUGACUGGCGGUACUGUUUUUACUGAAGAACUAGAUUUGAAGUUGGAGAAUGUUAAUUUGGAACUGUUAGGUUCUUGCAAUGCUAUCACUGUAACUAAAGAAGAUACCGUUAUCUUAAACGGUGCUGGUCCAAAAGAAGCCAUUCAAAACAGAAUUGAACAAAUCAGAGGUUCUAUUGACUUAACCACUAGCAACUCGUAUGAAAAAGAAAAGUUGCAAGAGCGUUUGGCUAAGUUAAGUGGUGGUGUAGCCGUUGUUAGAGUUGGUGGUUCUAGUGAGGUGGAAGUCGGUGAAAAGAAGGAUCGUUAUGAUGAUGCCUUGAACGCUACUAGAGCUGCCGUUGAGGAAGGUAUCUUGCCAGGUGGUGGUACCGCUUUGGUAAAGGCUGCUAGAGUUUUAGACGAUGUUGUAACUGAAAACUUUGACCAGAAGUUGGGUGUUGAUAUUAUUAGAAAGGCCAUUACUAGACCAGCAAAGAAGAUUAUUGAAAAUGCUGGCGAAGAGGGUUCUGUUAUUGUUGGCAAGCUUGUCGAUGAGUUUGGUAAUGAUUUUAGUAAGGGUUACAAUGCUGCUAAGGGUGAAUAUGUUGAUAUGUUGGAAGCUGGUAUUAUUGAUCCAUUCAAGGUUGUUAGAACUGGUCUAGUCGAUGCUUCCGGUGUUGCUUCUUUGUUGGCUACCACUGAGGUUGCUAUUGUCGACGCACCAGAACCUGCUAAACCUGCUGCCGGUAUGCCAGGCAUGGGUGGUAUGCCAGGUAUGGGCGGUAUGAUGUGA